Messenger RNA from Spodoptera exigua (beet armyworm), 1234 nucleotides. Lineage: Eukaryota; Metazoa; Arthropoda; Insecta; Lepidoptera; Noctuidae. The record is from the annotation of a GenBank genome assembly.
AUGACUAGAUAUCAUACGCGAGUAGAACUACCAACAGCUAGCUUCCCCUACAAAAUACCCAAGAGGCUGAAUGCUCUAAGCAUCCCACGAAGAGAUUUCGUUGAAUCUAUGGAUGGACCUGGCUACACCCAAUCUGGGAUCAGAAAAUCCGCUUUGAAUGGACAACCUUCCGAUAGAAUCAAUGAUAUCGCAUGGCCAUGGAUUAGGCGCUUGAUGAUAGUCAAAAAUAUGUACAGGAAAAGAUUCAGUCAAGAACGUCUCGAAAAACUCGAGCGCAUGAUUGAGGCUAGUAAUGCAACCAUUUACUCGAAGCUAGCUAACUGCGUGGUUGACCUCAAGAAACAGGACACUAAAGAAUCAAAGAAGAAAAAGUUAUGGUCCGAGGGCGAGAGGAAGAAACACUUGGAUUACAUUACAAUGGUUGCUGCACCUAAAAAGACGUUUCUUCCACCCCCUGUUAAGCGUGGUAAGUCCAUGCCGCUAGAAGCUCUGUUGCCAAGGAUCAAGGCGAUAUCGUCCCCACCUGAGUUCAAGUGUUAUAGGAGAGAAUCGAAGGAAGUCUGGUACAAAGAUCCAAUUAAGAUUCCGAGGCGACUCCAACUUCUUAGCCAACCGAGGAGAUAUUUUGUUGAAUGCUACGAAGGAUCAAUGCCGCAGUACACGAGGGCGGGCAUCAGGCAAUCUGCUUUAACUGGGCGACUUACUGACAAAAGCACCGAUAUUGCUUGGCCAUCUACUAGACGUUUAUUACUACUGAAAAGGAUGUACAAAAAUAGAUUCAGUCCAGAUCGACUGGAGCGUAUAGACAGAAUGAUAGAAGCAUCUAAUGCCACGGUAUACGCGAAGCUGGCUAAUUGUACGGUAGACCUUAAGAAAAUGGAUGCUAGAGAUUUGAAAAAGAAGAAAGGCUGGACCGAUACAGAAUGGAAGAGGAAAAUGGAAUACAUUUCACAAAUUGCUGAACCUAAAAAGGUGUUUGAGCCGCCACCGAUUAAGCGAGGUAAGAGUAUGCCAUUGGAGGCUCUGAUGCCAAGAAUCGAGGAAAUCAGCUUACUGCCCCGCUUUAAAUGUUACAAGAGGAUGUCGCAGGAAGCGUGGUAUAGGAAUCCAAUGAAGGUGGCACCCAAUGCACUAAAAUAUGUGAUAACGGACAGAACUAAAAAGCUAGCCGUUGCGAGAGUUAUACCAAAGGACGAUGAAUAACACAAAACGAACGUCAAACAACGGAUAACGA